Messenger RNA from Suillus clintonianus, 981 nucleotides. RefSeq names its product PIG-X. Lineage: Eukaryota; Fungi; Basidiomycota; Agaricomycetes; Boletales; Suillaceae. The record is from RefSeq and is a predicted model, not a curated record. Gene Ontology annotation, cellular component: endoplasmic reticulum membrane. The coding region runs from base 34 to 651 and encodes 205 amino acids. Gene Ontology annotation, biological process: GPI anchor biosynthetic process. The transcript is spliced from 3 exons.
CAAGCACGUGCCUCAUGCAACUGGACGUCGACCAUGCAAGCAAAAGGUUUUCAUUCAACGCUUUCAACUGAAAUUCCUCUCCAUGCACGGCAUGAGUAUGCAGCAUGCAACUUGUUUGUCCUCCACGAACUCCCGCCCGACAUUAUCGUUGACUCGUUUGAGCUCGAUGACCAUAGACUCCACUUCCAAUUUGCGGGAAAUACGGAUCUGGAGCUACCCACGUCGGGGGUAGCGAAUGAAUCUGGCUGGCUGCUGGUCGCCGUUAAGCCGGAGACAGACUUGGUCAUGGUGGACGUGCCUCUCCAUGUUAGGUACGGUAUGCCGCGCGAGGGUAAUCUACGUCACAUCAUCCAGCUCCCUCCUCCGACUUGUUUCUGGGCUUGUCCUUCCUCAUACAAAUCACUCCACAGCGCACUCCCGCCCCAGUCACCCAAAUUCCACAUGCUCAAUUCCUCCACUCAGUUUAAAAUCCUUCAACAUACAACUUCAUCGCAUAUCUCAUUCGACGUUCCUGUCGGCAACAUCAAUCACAUCCUCUAUAUCGAGUUAUGUACUGCGACUGUUACCCUCCUUGCCUUUGUCUACAUUGCCAAGCACUGUUCAAGGACACUCUCCAAAAUCCUCCAUUCUGCACACCUCAAGAUGCAAUAGCUCUUUUUAGCACAGAGUAUAGAACGCGACCGCUCCCCUACACGAUCACACACCGUCGUUGCUUCACCAUCUUCCCCCAGCGUCCCUUCAUACUCUCUCGUAAUGCAAGGUUGAACACGUCUUGCACACCACUUCCUGUCUUUGCUGAGCACUCAAUGUACUUGGCACCGAUUUCUCGUGCCACCGUGCCACCUUGCUCAGGUGUCACUGGCACCUGACCCUGCGCGCCAAGCAUGCGCCGUGUUUGUUCGUCCCGCCGCAGGUCAGUCUUAGUUCCAACGAGGAUAAGAGGUGUUCCUUCGCAAAAGUGGGCAACUUCAGGGUACCACU